UUUGAGUAUUGGAGUGAUAAAUCUGUUCAGUAUGGCGACUAUGUUGGUAUGUUGAGUAUAUGAAACAUGUAAUUAUGAGAUGGUGUUUCUGUUUAUUUUAUGGUUUUAUGGUUUUAUUAUUUUAUUAUUUUAUUAUUUUAUUAUUUUAUUGUUUUAUUGUUUUAUUGUUUUAUUGUUUUAUUGUUUUAUUAUAUUUUAUUAUUUCUAAAUGAAAUAAGUGAUGAAAAAAAUGUAGAGAUGAGGAAACUAAGAGCAAUUUAUAGAAAUGGAGAGAUUAGAUAAUAUGAGUAUCUAUUUUGAAAAAGAGAAAUUUCGGGCAAUAAGAUUAAAAUUAUAAUUAUAAUUA
Messenger RNA from Ascoidea rubescens DSM 1968, 346 nucleotides. RefSeq lists its product as uncharacterized. The transcript has a single exon. The record is from RefSeq and is a predicted model, not a curated record. Lineage: Eukaryota; Fungi; Ascomycota; Saccharomycetes; Ascoideales; Ascoideaceae. The coding region runs from base 100 to 282 and encodes 60 amino acids.